Molecule: messenger RNA, 2381 nt
Organism: Xyrauchen texanus (razorback sucker)
Lineage: Eukaryota; Metazoa; Chordata; Actinopteri; Cypriniformes; Catostomidae
Product: zinc finger and BTB domain-containing protein 5-like
Exons: 3
Coding region: 146-2230 (694 amino acids)
Biological process (GO): regulation of transcription by RNA polymerase II
Cellular component (GO): nucleus
Molecular function (GO): protein binding; RNA polymerase II cis-regulatory region sequence-specific DNA binding; DNA-binding transcription factor activity, RNA polymerase II-specific
Source: RefSeq, a predicted model, not a curated record
CGCGAUUUGGUAGGUGAUGUUUCCCCUGAUCGAUAGCGCAAUGUUUUACAUAACUAAUCGACAGAUAUUGCAUGCAUUCAUGGAUGGUAUCAGAGAACAAGCCCGGCCUUUCUGAAGACGUGUGAUAAAGACGACUUGGAGAGUCAUGGAUUUCCCAGGGCACUUUGAACAGAUCUUCCAGCACCUGAACUACCAGAGGCUGCAUGGACAGCUGUGUGACUGCGUGAUCAUGGUGGGCAGCCGUCACUUUAAGGCCCACCGUGCUGUGCUAUCCGCCUGCAGCACACAUUUCCGAGCCCUGUUUACUGCCGCAGAGGGAGACGCCAGUACGAGAAUGAUCCACCUGGACUCUGAGGUGGUGACGGCUGAAGCGUUUGCUGCUCUCAUGGACAUGAUGUACACAUCUACACUGAUGCUAGGGGAGAGUAAUGUGAUGGAUGUGUUGUUGGCCGCUUCCCACCUGCAUCUAAACGCUGUCGUGAAAGCCUGUAAACACUAUCUAACAACUCGCACUCUGCCCAUGUCUCCUCUAGCAGAUCGCGGCAGCCAGCAUCACUCUGAGCAGCAACAAGUAUCAACAGCCGCUAACUCUCACCUCCAACGCUCAUUUCUGCUACAGCAGCUCGGCCUGAGCCUGGUCAGCUCUGCUUUAGGUGGGGCUGAAGAUGGGGGCACGGGGACCGGGAGGAGAACAGGUUCAGCAUGCGGUAGCGUGUUAGUGGAUCAGCGUGGUUAUCACCCGACACGGCGUUUGCUGAAGCGCAAACAGCCCUUGUCUCUGAACACCCCUGAGCGGGUGAGGCAGCGCCACUCUUCGCAGGUAGAGGGGAUCGUGGGGGAUGGAGAAGGCAGAGAGCGUGGAGAGGAGCUUCUGUCACCAGACUCCCACAGUAAAAUGGCUGAGGAGAUCGUCACUGGGGUCAUUCCAGGACAUGAUGGAGGUUUACUAAUGCAAGAUGACUACCAAAAGGGAUUGAACCAUGAAGACAUGCAGCUUCCCAGCCAAUCAGAUGGGGGAAGGGGAGCUGGAGCAGGACAAACUUUGCUGUUGCCACAUAAAGAAGAGUACAGCGAUGGGAUAAAGAUUAAGAGUGGAGGUGAGGAAGAGGAGCAGCAGCACAUGCAGGUCCUGGUGAAGAGUGAACCACUGAGUUCGCCCGAGGAUGAGACCAGCGAUGUUACCUCCCAGGCAGAAGGGAGUGACCAGGUGGAAACAGUUGGAGAAAAGCUGGAGCUGAGUCCAGAGGGCAGUGAGCGCAGUUUCUCUGAACCACAGCCCAGCUCUGAACUGCUGAUUAAAGGAAGCAAGGGAUUAGGAGCAGGAAGAGUGAGAGAAGGAAGAGGAGAGGAGCUCUCCUGCAGUGAUGCUUUGGAGUCCUCCUCCAGAUUGCAUAUCUCCAGUUUCCUGAGCCCAAAGAGCUUUGCUGGCAGAGUGGCAUCAUCUAACCUCGCCACAAGUGUUGACAACGUUCCCAACACUACAACUGGCGAGUUUCAAACUGAUCACGAUCCUGCUCAAUUUUUCCUUCCAGCUGAUUCUGUCAACACUGCAUCUUCCUCCUCGCUCCACCUUCUCCCAGGGGAGUCACAGGUCUGCUCCGACCUGCUUCUGCAGCCACUGCAUGAUGGUGUAGCAUCAUCAUCUUCAUUGGUGACAUCUCGCACCGGUGCUGUAGACCAGCUAGCGCUGGAGUUCCAGCGCAACAUUUUGGGGUUGCAGACAUUUCCUCGUUCAACAAGGGGUAGUGCAGGAGGGUGCAACUCAUACCGACGCAUUGCUCCUAAAGUCCCGUCGGGCGGUGCUUCAAUGCACACAGAUGUUUCCCAGCAACAAGAAACUGCCUCCUCGUCCUCUUCCUCAAUGCUUCUAAAUGAGGUAAACUUUGAGGGCUCUGUUUCUGUAUGUCAAACCGGUGGCAACUCCAACUUGAACCUGCUCCCCCAGUUGACUAGAGCCUCUGCAGAUGUUCUGUCGAAGUGUAAGAAGGCACUUUCGGAGCACAACGUGCUAGUGGUGGAAGGUGCCAGGAAGUAUGCCUGCAAGAUCUGCUGUAAGACUUUUCUCACUCUGACUGACUGCAAGAAACACAUCAGAGUUCAUACGGGAGAGCGACCAUAUGCCUGUCUGAAAUGUGGCAAGCGUUUUAGUCAGUCCAGUCACUUGUACAAGCACUCGAAAACAACCUGCCUACGAUGGCAGAACAGUGAAAUGUCUAAUGCCUUGCUCUGAUUAAACACUCUCUCAGUGACAGAGGCACUCCAAAGACACCUUCCAACAAUGGGUUGACAGCUUUCAGUUUCUUACUGCUUUCUCAACUAUAUGUGCAGACCUGUACUCCGUAGUCUCAGAUCUAGCCAUCUGCUCAGCCGUAUAUUGUGUA